UUAUGUGCCACAGCAGCGUGUCAGUGGGGCAGAGCUCCACACAUGAUGAGGCAUGUGGUGCAGCUGGAGAAGGGCUGCCAGGCUGGGCAUCAGCAGAAUGUUGGCUCAGGACAGUCAGGCAGUACCCUUGGCUCACCGUGCACCCUGCUGCCUGUGGCAGGAGCCCACCCACCAUGGUGAGCCCAGCAGAAGCCCUUUAAGUGUUGGCAAUAAUGGCGUCUCCCACUGCCUGCAGACGCUUGGGCUCCUGCCAGUGUUAUUUAUCAGCCUGUCCCUUCCUCCUUCCCGCCCGCCCUCCUCCCGGGCUGGGACCAGCCCAGCCAGCAGGGCUGCGGUGGGAGCUGCUUCGGGGCUCCCAGCGCCAUCAGCUCGAGUGCAUGGCCAGGUGACUACUGGACCAGGACGACCUCUCCUUGCCACCAGACCAGGUCAGUACUGGAGCUGUGUGGCCGGGACGGCCACAGAAGGACUCAGCGAUGCUGGGGCUGUGGCACAAGAUGCAUCGGGGCUGGUGAGCAGGGCACCUGUGGUGGGGAACAGCCCCAUGGGGCUUCAUCCACCCGAGGGGCUGGGCCAGCAUGGAGCCAGCCGAUGCCCUCUCCAAUGCCUCCGGUAAUGGCAGCAGUGGCAGCAGUGCCCCACACUCACCUGCAGCCAUGGGGCUCAUCCUGCUGGCCGCCCUGGCUGUCCUGCUGGCCACUGUGUUGGGCAACACGCUGGUGGUGGUGGCCAUCUCCACCAGCCGUGCCCUGCGGGCCCCGCAGAACCUGUUCCUGCUGUCCCUGGCCUCAGCGGACAUCCUUGUGGCCGUCCUCGUCCUGCCCUUCUCGCUGGCCAACGAGCUGAUGGGCUACUGGUAUUUCGGGGGCCUGUGGUGCAGCCUGUACCUGGCGCUGGACGUGCUGCUCUGCACCUCCUCCAUUGGGCACCUCUGCGCCAUCAGCCUCGACCGCUACUGGGCCGUCACACGCGCGGCCCGGUUGAACCUGCGCCGCAGCCCUGGGCGUGUGAAGGGGAUGAUCGGGGCGGUUUGGGCUGCGGCGGCCCUGGUGGCACUGCCACCGCUGCUGUGGGCCCGGCCGGGUGGUCGCGAGUGCCAGCUGAGCCAGGAGACAUGGUACGUGCUGGCCUCCUGCACUGCAUCCUUCUUCGGGCCCUGCCUCAUCAUGGUCACCAUGUACUGCCGCAUCUAUCGCCUGACCACCCGCAGGGCUGCAGCCCUCCUCGCCACCCGCUCCCUGCGCCUCGCUGCUGCCAGCAAGACGGAGCCAGGGAUGAGGAUGUUGGGCUGGAGGCACCGGAACCAGCACCAGAGCGUGUUGCUGUGCCGCCGCCGGCUGAUGCGGGUGCAGGAGCGGCGCUUCACUGUGGUGCUGGCUGUGGUGAUGGGUGCCUUUGUGCUGUGCUGGUUCCCCUUCUUCUUCACCUACAGCCUGGGGGCUAUCUGUGGGGAUGGCUGCCACAUCUCCAAGCCCCUCUUCAGCUUCUUCUUCUGGAUCGGGUACUGCAACAGCAGCCUCAACCCCCUCAUCUACACCCUCUUCAACCGGGACUUCCGAGCUGCCUUCCGACGGCUUCUCGCCAUCCCCUGCCAGCACCGCACCUAGGGACACACCAGCACAUGGGGGAUGCAGCUCCCAGCCCUGCUUGCAGCUGGCAGUGCCCGGCCCCACCAUGGACCCUGGACUGCAGCGCUGGGGAGCACCUCAAGGUACUUUGGAAAUGAGGGUUUGAAUAAAACGAGGCCAAAGCCUGUGCCCAGGGCUGGCAUCUGCCUCCCAGGAGCCCAGUGAGCGGGAGCCAUCACCAGGCCUGCUGUGACCCAUCUGUCCCCCUUGCAGCAUGGGUGACCUGCCAGUGAUGACAACUCACCAUGGCAGCUCUGGGAAGCGCCAGCCCUUCCAUUGGCAGGCAAACCCCAGUUCCUCUCCCCAUCUCAUGACACCCAGCAUCCUCAUGCAGGGGACAGACCCCAGGCUGCUGCAGGGAUAUGAAACCCCCCACAUAGCAGUGUCACCAGUGCCAGGGUGAGCUGGCCAUGCCACCGCAGCAACCCAGUCCAAGACCUGUGCCAUUCAGCCAAGGGCAUCCCCUCUCGCUUCCCAUCAGCAUGUAGCUGUGCCAUGCUAUGGGGGUUCUGUGGGUGGUAUGAGGGGUGUGGGGCUGGGGUGGGACACCUCACAUCCUGCUCAGGGGCUUCACUGGGAUCUUGCUGCAGGAGGGAAAGGAGGAAUGACAUCACAGGGCUGGAAAUGCCGUGUCCCUUGGGAGAGUGUGGAAGAUGGCACAGCAUGGGAACAAGCUCCGGCACAGCCUGAGUUGCAAGAGGCCACCAGGGGAACUACAGGGUGAAGACCCGGGGUCAACCACAUCCCCCCAGGGGUGGCAGGGGCCCUGCACCCGCCCUGCCUUGCUCACUGCCCUGUGCUGCGCCGACACCCAGGGGUCAGGAGCUGCUCCACUUCUCCAGCUUUAUGCUCAAAAUAGAAAACCUCCAAACAUCGGACUUUCACUCAUCUAAAAACAGCCACUGGCACCUGGGAGAUGGAGCCCAAGGAAUGCCAUUCCCCACCGUCCCCCAUGUUCCCUGCUGGGGUGGGUGCAGCUGGUCAGAGGGUCUGGAAGGGAUAGGGGUACUCGCAGAGGCAAGGAUCCCAUGGCCAUCUCCUGCACCUGCUGGCCCUACACAUGGAGGCUUGUGGCAUGAAUUUUGGGGUCAGUGGAAGCUCCCAGUGGAACGGUGCUGGGAUGGGGGCCUCGCACUGAUCCCCUGGAUAUGGCUGGUCCUGGUGGUUGGAGCCCGGCUGGCCCUGUCUGCCGAAGGAGCUGCCCUAUCGCUGCUGCCUGGCUUCCCCUCUGUGGUCGCCUUUCUCCUUCUCAUAAUUAAACAGCAGUUUGCUUCUAAAAAUA
Messenger RNA from Pezoporus flaviventris, 2910 nucleotides. RefSeq names its product alpha-2C adrenergic receptor-like. The coding region runs from base 579 to 1607 and encodes 342 amino acids. Gene Ontology annotation, cellular component: membrane. Gene Ontology annotation, biological process: adenylate cyclase-activating adrenergic receptor signaling pathway. Lineage: Eukaryota; Metazoa; Chordata; Aves; Psittaciformes; Psittacidae. The transcript has a single exon. The record is from RefSeq and is a predicted model, not a curated record. Gene Ontology annotation, molecular function: adrenergic receptor activity.